Molecule: messenger RNA, 397 nt
Organism: Orussus abietinus
Lineage: Eukaryota; Metazoa; Arthropoda; Insecta; Hymenoptera; Orussidae
Gene: TBC1d7
Exons: 2
Coding region: 62-244 (60 amino acids)
Source: RefSeq, a predicted model, not a curated record
CUGGGACAAAGUUACAGUAGGCGCGUAUAAAAUUCUGGGAUUUGUCGCGGCUGUAACAUUGAUGACUAUGAGACGAUUUCUGCUACGCAGCGAAACAAUAGAAAACGUCUUGGAAGCACUUGAUAAUAUAACCGAAGAAACAUCCGAGGUGAUUGUGAAUAAAGCAAUUGAACUAUGGCAGCAAAGUGGAUCGGCCUUGGUAUCGAUGUCACAAAGUACAGUGAACAUAGUACAAAGUAAUUAAUUGUCCGCAUCCGUACAAUUUUGAACAUGUAAGGAGUCUCUUCAUUCUCUAAUGCUUCAUAUAAAGUCGAAACUAUUCUGAAUAAGUUUUAUGAUAAAUCGCUGAGUAGUGUAACAGAAUUUGCAAAAUAAAACUAUAUCCAUUUUACUGUUA